AUGGCGGAAGAAAAACGCGUGUUAUUUGGAAACAGCGGUGCUUGCAGUGCCUGUGGACAGUCCAUUCCUGCCAGCGAGCUGGUCAUGAGGGCACAGGGCAACGUCUAUCAUCUUAAGUGUUUUACAUGCUCUACCUGCCGGAAUCGCCUGGUCCCCGGAGAUCGGUUUCACUACAUCAACGGCAGUUUAUUUUGCGAACAUGAUAGACCUACAGCUCUCAUCAAUGGCCAUUUGAAUUCACUUCAGAGUAAUCCACUACUGCCAGACCAGAAG
This is a messenger RNA of Leptosomus discolor (cuckoo roller), 273 nucleotides long. The record is from RefSeq and is a predicted model, not a curated record. Lineage: Eukaryota; Metazoa; Chordata; Aves; Leptosomiformes; Leptosomidae.